UGUCAUGGCCGGUCCUUAGACCAUCGGUCAUGGCGUGUGAUCCGCGACGCGUUACGAACGCUCCUCGGUAAAAUUAACCGUAACUCAGUGUCAUGUCGUCGCUCCGAUUUCUUUCGAGUUUUUCCAUGCGAUUUGGCCAGUGGUGAAUCCAAUUGACUGCCGAGGUUCGAAAAAUUCACGUGUCAGCCGAGUUCAGGUCCCCUCUUGAGGAACGAAGUACGUCUGCUCCAGGAAAACGUAGACGUUCUCGGAUGUCAGGAUGGUCAGGUUAACGGAGGAAAUGGUCGUCGCGAGGACGCGAAUGUCCGACUUCGCUAACGUUAAGAAACUCAACUGCUGGGGCACCGAAUUGACAGAUGUCAGUAUACUUCGAAAGAUGCAGAACGUCGAGGUUUUGUCUCUGAGCGUCAACAAUAUAAACACUUUGGCAGAUUUCCAGUAUUGUAUGAACCUUCAGGACCUCUUUAUAAGGAAGAACAACAUCACGGAUUUGAAUGAAGUGUGCUACUUGCAGAACCUAUCAAACCUUCGGAACCUGUGGCUUGGUGAAAACCCUUGCGCAGAAAGAGAAGGGUAUCGGUUAGCAGUACUUCGAGCGCUACCAAAUCUGGAGAAGCUGGAUGACAAAAUAGUUUCCGCAGAGGAGGUACAAACUGCCUUGGCAAGAGGAAGAAUUCUGGUACAUCCUCUGGAUAUGGAUGCAUCUCCUCCACAAUCUGAUCCAAUCAGUCCGGAGGAUGUCGUACCUGAAUACAUUGAAGAGACUGAUACUGACCGGCAGAGGAGGUACAGUUCAUCGAGUGAUCAGAGAAGUUACGAAGAACCACAACAUGCUCCAGAGGAGUACCAAGAUAAUGAUCGAAGAAAUGCUAAUUACAAUACUUCUCCGCCUCAUCGAUACGCACAAAGCCAAUACCCUUACGAGCUACAGAAUGGCCGAUCAGGAACAAAGAGUCAGAACAAAGAUGAAGCUCCAUCUGUGGAGUCACGUGGCAUCGGUGAGACUACAGCAGCAAGAGUGAUCGAGGUGGCGAAGGAUUACGAGGAGCGACCAGCAGCACCAAGGCACAACGGAGACUACGAGGAGCGUCGAGCCUACUCUGAUUAUGGAAACAAUGACUCCGGGCAAAGAUCUUAUGUAACUGCUUCGCCAAGAACGCAGUACCCUGCAGAAUAUCCUGAGGAAAGGCGAAUAGAAAGAGCCAGUUAUGAUUAUGACGAUCGAAGGCCUCCGGACUACGAAGAGCCACAACCUCCGAUGCAGGCAAGACGAAGCGCUUCGCAGCAGAACAUCGAUAGGGUCAGGAAAGACUCUAUAUCCCUCAGAUGUGAUGAGUCCAGUCAGUUGCAAGGAUGGGUCCGACAGACAGAUAAGGACAAGUGCAGAUUUCACUAUCAACGACGACCUGUGACCAGGAAUUCAAAUAUUCUCUCGGCAGUGUUGUGCCUGGUGAAAGAGCUCGAUUAUCCGAGUCUGGAGGUUGUCGAGAUGGCGGUCAGGAACCGCAUGGACGAACUAGAGGAAUGAUGUUUCUGACACCGCCCCCCGGCGAGCCAGGAGGCGGUGCAAUAUCCCGGAGGAGUAGUUGCUGAUUCCGGGGCCCCGAGUCCAGAAUUUUCCGAUUCCUUGGACUCCUCGAUGACGCUGGGUAGGCGGGCAGAUUGCGAUACUAACUAUAACGGCCAGGAACGAAUCCAGGACAUAGGAUCACACUCUCGAAGCACGUCCAUCGGGCCUCCAACGAACAGGGGGGCUAGGAACGUAUCGAUUGACCCCAGCCCCAGAUAUUUAGGAGGAAGAAACUCAACGGAGAGACUGGCGACCUGCAGGUCCGCCAGCUCCAUAUUGGCUGUGAACACUCGAUCGGAGAGCAAGGAAAGCAAAGUUAGGAGAGUGGCCAGCAGCGAUAGCAUUCCCUCCGGGGGAAGAUCUCCAGGAAGAGGUUUCGGAGCCAGCAGCAGAGAGUCCUUGGGGGUUUCGAAGAGCCCUGACUCCAGGAUGUCCAUUGUACCACUUAGGUACAUACAGUCUGCAAAGGGGACCUGGACUUAUAAUUUGUAAAUGUGCACACCGAUGGUUUGUUCACCCUUGACAUUGCGAAGAAGAUGGGUCGAAGAAUAUUGGGACCGAGCCCAAGGAGUCAACAUGUACAUCGAAAGACAAUCUCAAAUUUAGUUAGUCCCGGUGACUCAGGAGGGAACUUCAACGGACAGAAUGCUGGGACGCAUGUAAGUUUCAGUGAAUAAAAUAUAUCGGUUAGGCGUAAACGUUAAUUGGCAGUAAUUAGGACGUCCUAGGUCUAGGCUUCAAGAUGAGAAAAAAAAAAUGCGAUUGGUGUCUAUCCACGAGUUGACAAAUCAUGUGCAAUUGUUCGACGAGGUUUCGAACUUAUUAUUAUGUAUUUGAGGAUGUCUGAGAAUUCCAGGACAAAGAUGCAGAUGAGCAUGCUGCUGGGGCAAUUUGCAAAUAUUACAGGCUUCCAAAUAGGGGGCUUUCUAAUGCAAAAUUAAUCCACCAGAUUCGAGGUAUGAUUUGGCGUAGUUAGAUUCCUAUUUAAAAUCUGAAAAUAUUCCUCUUCGUUGAUUUAUAUUCUAUCUAUUUUUUGGUACCUUGAAUGUCAGAAUAGUGCGGAAUAUAAUUAGAUGUUUUGCGCAGAAUAAAUCGAUAUAUAAUGUUAAAUUAGCAGAGGUCAGACAUCAUAGGUUAGUAAAUUGAAUUCGAGGAGUUCCUCAUAAUUUCAAUUCGAAUCCGCGGAGGCUUGAUUAAAUAUCUCUCAGUUAUUUUUUAUUAAGAGCGAUAUUUUAUAGUAUGGGAGAAAUACCAAAAGUCCGAGUUUCGAGUAUAUUGACGGGCUGCCUUCGUGAGACUAUUUGAAGGAAAUAGAAAAGUGGACAUUACGACUCGAUAAUCGUGUAGGAGUGCAAUAUGUCGGAUUAAAAUGGAAGUUAUCAUGUAUAUAUGGGGUGUUUAUAAAUUUCGUUACCGCUUCGGUGUCCUUCCACGUCUCUGACUCUCUAUAGAUUUAUAAAUCUUAUAAAUAACUAGACAUAUAUAUAUUAUUAUAGGCAUGAAAUUAAUUGUAUAAAAACGAUAUUAUGGUUUAUCGUGUUUCCCGUUUGAGUUUGGAGGAGGAAGAUACGUAUACUUACGCGUGGCUACUUUCUAUUUAAUAUUUACAGUUUGUAAAGAUCUAAAGUAUGGUUGUUGAUACUAGACACGCGCCGAAGGAUCCUUUCGCGAGAAUGGAACGUAAGAGUUGCAUUUUAUUUUUUUCUUCCCCCAUUAGUACUCUAUUAUCUUUUGUUACUUAAACGAAGAGCGCAUAACUUUUGUUCGUAACGUACCGUCCGCACGAAAUAUUAGGGCUAAUUUAAUAAUCGCGAUUGUAAUUUAACGACUUAAUUUAAGAGGAAACACGAAGAAUAUAUAGUUAUAUUGUUAUUUAUUAAAAGAAGCGCGCGUUGAUCGUUCGAAGGUGAAGACGUUUUUUUUCUCUCUACGUCGAAGUCUUCUAAUGCGUCUUAGGUUCAUCGAAGAAAAAUCAUCCUACACGUGUCUCUAUAUUUUUAAUUCGAAACGUGGAAAUUUUGCCUAUAGAGUGUGAUUACUUUUCGAAGCUUCCAUCGAGUCUGGGUUACGUUGGAUCUUCUCGUACGAUUUUCCAAUCCGAAAAUCUUGUAUCUGAGAAAGUGCUAAGGUGGUUUGGGGAGGAUGGUUUUUGGCUUUUUAACUACCAAUGUUUUAACAAUAAUAAUUGUUUUGAUACCAA
Molecule: messenger RNA, 3770 nt
Organism: Orussus abietinus
Lineage: Eukaryota; Metazoa; Arthropoda; Insecta; Hymenoptera; Orussidae
Product: protein tilB homolog
Exons: 10
Coding region: 260-1528 (422 amino acids)
Biological process (GO): cytoskeleton organization
Molecular function (GO): protein binding
Source: RefSeq, a predicted model, not a curated record